AAUUUUUGUGAAUAGUGAUUUUGUCAUUUGUAUUUUGUGUCUGUAUCUUGAAUUUAAUUUAUAUAUUGCGGAUUCUACACAAUAAUUGAGGCUAUUCUAUUUCAACAGGAAUUUGUUCGGAAAAUUCAGACUAAUUUAAUCAAUACCACAAUGUCGCAAGUAAAAUCUAGUAAAAAAAUCAAGUGGGCCUUGGAUUAUAACCAAAAGAAUAAAACCCAAACAGCUGAUUUGCCUUCGCCGCCGGGGUACAGCCAAUCCGCUAACGCAAGUUAUACAGAAUCUUCAAAGGAUACAGACUCGAACCUUCUCUUGAUUAAAAAGCUAUGGGAUGUUGCCCUAGGACCUCUAAAGCAAGUGCCCAUGAAUUUAUUCAUAAUGUAUAUGGCAGGCAAUUCCAUCUCAAUAUUUCCAAUUAUGAUGGUAGGAAUGCUGAUCGUCAGGCCUGUAAAAGCUUUGUUUUCAACGCAAAGUACAUUUAAAAUGGUGGAAGGAACUCAAGCGAUUGGGCAAAAGUUUGUUUACAUUAUUGGAAAUAUUGUAAAUAUAUUAUUAGCUCUUUAUAAAUGUCAGAGCAUGGGACUUUUACCUACACAUUCCAGUGAUUGGUUGGCUUUCGAAGAACCUAUAAUAAGAGUUGAACAUAUUGCAGGAGGGCUAUCUAUGCUAUAAAUACAAAAAAAAUAAAAUUUUGUGUGUACAAUUUCACAAUGUAACUUCAUAAAGAUAUUAUAGGCGCAAAGAGGAGACCUAAUAUAAUUUAUAAUUGUUUAAACUGUUUAAAGUAUUUUAUUUCAUUGCAAAAUAAUGAAACAAAAUACAUUAUAUAAUAAAUAUUACAUUGUUGUGUAUAGUGACACAUUUUUGUUUCAUCAAGUUUGUAAUGCAUUAGUUUCAAUUGCAAAGAACAAUGUUUAUGUAUACUGCUAUCUUUAUUUAUUUUAAAAUCAUAUUUAAUAGUAAAUGUUAUUUACAGAAAAAUAAAUUCAUAGAUGUA
Molecule: messenger RNA, 994 nt
Organism: Bicyclus anynana (squinting bush brown)
Lineage: Eukaryota; Metazoa; Arthropoda; Insecta; Lepidoptera; Nymphalidae
Gene: EMC4
Product: ER membrane protein complex subunit 4
Exons: 2
Coding region: 151-669 (172 amino acids)
Biological process (GO): protein folding in endoplasmic reticulum
Cellular component (GO): EMC complex
Source: RefSeq, a predicted model, not a curated record